ACCAACCUCAGCUGAGCUUCUGCUGAAAGCUAAAACUUUUUUUUUUCAUUUUUGCUCAAAUUUUUUUUUUUUUUUGGUUUUUGCUCCUCGGACCUGGUGCUGUCUCAAGGAGAGGAUAUUUAACAUGGGGCCUCCAAAAAUGCCAAACCGCAGAGCAUCCAAAAGAAUUUUAAAGCCAGUGAUUGAGAAGAAGAGGAGGGACCGUAUCAACCAGAGAUUAGACGAGCUGCGGACGCUCCUGCUGGACAACACGCUGGACGCGAGACUCCAGAACCCCAAACUGGAGAAAGCAGAGAUCCUGGAGCUCACUGUCGAGUACAUCAGGAAGAAAACAGAAGAAAGCAAAGAUUUUAAGAAGGAGUCGUCGGACACAGUAGCCGCAGUGCUGACCGCCAGGAAACCCCGCCUGCCUUGCAUCUCCCUCCACGACCCCACCCAACACCAUGCCAGCAACCCGCUCUACACAGCUGGCUUCCAGGAGUGCAUCUCGCGUUUGGCCAGCUUUGUCGAUUGUGUGGAGCCGUCGCAGAGAGAGCACUUCAUCCAGGGCCUCCGACACCAUCUGGAUUCGCGUUCCAUCUGCAUUCCCAGCCAUCCCUGGGCCUCUGGAACCUCAGAACCGUUCUCCUACACCAACAACCAUCAACUGUAUCCCACAUCCUUCGUUCUCCAUCACCCUCAUGCUUCAGGACAGGCUCUAACCCACCCUUACCCUUCUCCUCCAUAUUCCCUCUCUCCUCCGCCCUCCCCCUGCUACUCCAGCGCCUCCCCGCCCUUCUCCACCUCCCCCACGUACCUCUCCGUUCCCUGCCAUUUCCCUUUCCCUCCGUCCAUAUCCCCUCUAUCUGCUGACUCCUCGUCCUCCUUGUCUUUCGCCACUUCCACUCCAGCAGUGACUGUUGCAGCAGCCCCCCAGCCUCUGAUCAAGGCCGGACCCUCAACGCCGCUCCAGCCGGCAGUUCCAACGGCCCCCUCCCGUCAACCCCAGAGGACUCUGAGGAGAGCCUUGUUUCAGAACCAGCAGCAGAUCAUCUGGAGGCCAUGGUGAACGCUGAAGAACUAGAAUUGAUAUGCUGGUAGUUAAGACCCUGAGUGUUGGGGACCCUGUGUAGGUCAAAAUGUAACUGCUGUAGGUGUGGCUUCAGGGUCUUUGGUGGUCAUGGCUUGGGCUUUGGUGUUCCAAUGCUCCGUAGAAACUGUCCAGACACUGUCCAAGGCUGGAAAUCCCAGAGAACCAUGAGAAAUGCUUACAGUACUAUGGCAUAAUGUAAGUUACCCAUUUAAACCUCAAGCUUUCAUACUGCUUUUUAUAAUCAGACACAUUAUCUGGACUAUACACAUAGUAACUGUACUAUAAAUUAAUCCGUUUCCACUGUGAAACUAAUGUCAUGUAUGAAAGUGAUGAACUGAAGUCAGGGUUAAGGGGUCACUAAGCCCCCUAUCUAGCUAACCUUGGCCCCCCUGACUCCUUCAGCACCUCUGAAUGGGGCUGAGAAUAAAGAUGUUACUAUGGUGGCUCUGAAAUGAGGCGAGAAGGAGCCGCGUACCUCACAGGCCGAUGUCACGUGACGCAAGGAUGUCACUUCUCUAAUAAGACGAGCUGUUAUAAAUGUAUGUUUUUCAGCUGUUGUCAUAGAAACUAUCCUCGCUGUCAAUAUUUCUCUGUACUGUCCUGACUUUAUCUACCUGUUCUGCCUUUCCCCUUCAUAUUAUAAAGAAACCGUGUAAAUAUAUUUAUUUUUUUCUGUCCGUGUACGGCGCUGUAAAUUAAUUGUACAUUUUACACUUAAUAAAGCUCUAAUUUUGUUACA
Pygocentrus nattereri (red-bellied piranha) is the source of this 1811-nucleotide messenger RNA. It is a transcript of the gene her1, whose product is annotated as hairy-related 1. Gene Ontology annotation, molecular function: RNA polymerase II cis-regulatory region sequence-specific DNA binding; DNA-binding transcription factor activity, RNA polymerase II-specific; protein dimerization activity. Gene Ontology annotation, biological process: anterior/posterior pattern specification; regulation of neurogenesis; regulation of transcription by RNA polymerase II. The record is from RefSeq and is a predicted model, not a curated record. The coding region runs from base 125 to 1048 and encodes 307 amino acids. The transcript has 4 exons. Gene Ontology annotation, cellular component: nucleus. Lineage: Eukaryota; Metazoa; Chordata; Actinopteri; Characiformes; Serrasalmidae.